GGGCACUCCCGGACGGCGAGGACCCCGUGCUGCUCGCUCCCGCGCCGCCUGCCUUACGCGCUCGCGUGCGCGCUCUCGCUCCCUCCCCUCAGUAGCUCGGUGCGGAGGUAGCAGGAGCAGCGCAGGCGGCGGGGCCCGAGUCGGCUGAGGCGGCCAUUCCUAUAGCGAGAGCGCAGCGCACUGAGUCCCCCCUCCCCCGGGCCACUCGCGCACACGCAGAGAUGCCCUCGGCUACCAAUAGCACUAUGGCCAGCAGCAGCGGGAAAGCGGGGCCGGGCAGCGAGGCCGCCCCGGCGGCGGCGGCGGCAGCAGCCCCGCAGGCAUCGGGCGGCAGCAUCACCUCGGUGCAGACCGAGGCCAUGAAGCAGAUCCUGGGAGUGAUCGACAAAAAGCUGCGCAACCUGGAGAAGAAAAAGAGCAAACUUGAUGAUUAUCAGGAACGAAUGAAUAAAGGAGAACGUCUAAAUCAAGAUCAACUGGAUGCAGUGUCAAAGUAUCAGGAAGUGACAAAUAAUCUGGAAUUUGCUAAAGAACUGCAGAGGAGUUUUAUGGCUCUGAGCCAAGAUAUCCAGAAAACAAUAAAAAAAACAGCUCGCAGGGAGCAAUUGAUGCGAGAAGAAGCUGAGCAGAAACGUUUAAAGACUGUACUAGAAUUACAGUUUAUUUUGGAUAAGUUGGGUGAUGAUGAAGUACGCAACGACUUGAAACAAGGAUCAAAUGGAGUUCCGGUACUGACAGAAGAGGAGCUGACAACGCUGGAUGAAUUUUACAAGCUAGUUUACCCUGAACGGGACAUGAACGUGAGGUUGAAUGAGCAGUAUGAGCAAGCAUCUGUUCACCUGUGGGACUUACUGGAGGGGAAGGAAAAACCUGUUUGUGGAACAACCUAUAAAGCUCUAAAGGAGAUUGUUGAACGUAUUCUUCAAACAAGUUACUUCGAUAGCACCCAUAACCAUCAGAAUGGAUUGUGCGAGGAAGAAGAGACAGCACCCACACCUGCAGUGGAAGAUCCUGUAGUAGAAGCUGAACCUGAUCCAGCAGAAGAAUUUACUGAACCAACUGAAGUUGAAUCAACUGAGUAUGUAAACAGACAAUUCAUGGCAGAGACUCAGUUCAGCAGUAGUGAGAAGGAACAGGUAGAUGAGUGGACAGUUGAAACGGUUGAGGUUGUAAAUUCACUCCAGCAACAGACACAAGCUACGUCUCCUCCAGUUCCUGAACCUCACACGCUCACGACUGUGGCUCAGGCAGACCCUCUCGUUAGAAGACAGCGAGUACAGGACCUUAUGGCACAGAUGCAGGGCCCAUAUAACUUCAUGCAGGAUUCUAUGCUGGAGUUUGAGAACCAAGCACUUGAUCCUGCCAUUGUAUCUGCACAGCCCAUGAAUCCAGCACAGAAUUUGGACAUGCCACAGAUGGUUUGCCCUCCAGUUCAUGCGGAGUCAAGACUUGCCCAGCCCAGUCAAGUUCCUGUGCAACCAGAAGCUACACAGGUUCCCUUGGUCUCCUCUACAAGUGAGGGAUAUACAGCCUCCCAACCCAUGUAUCAGCCUUCUCACACAACAGAGCAACGGCCACAGAAAGAAUCAAUUGACCAGAUUCAGGCUUCGAUGUCACUGAAUGCAGACCAGACCCCAUCAUCAUCAUCACUUCCCACUGCAACCCAGCCCCAAGUGUUCCAGGCUGGAUCUAGCAAACCUUUGCAUAGCAGCGGAAUCAAUGUUAAUGCAGCUCCAUUCCAAUCCAUGCAAACAGUAUUCAAUAUGAAUGCACCUGUUCCUCCUGUCAAUGAGCCAGAAACCCUUAAGCAACAAAAUCAAUACCAGGCCAGUUACAACCAGAGUUUCUCCAGUCAGCCUCACCAAGUAGAACAAUCAGAUCUUCAGCAAGAACAGCUCCAGACCGUGGUUGGUACUUACCACGGUUCCCCGGACCAGACCCAUCAAGUGGCGGGUAACCACCAGCAACCUCCCCAGCAGAAUACUGGAUUUCCACGUAACAGUCAGCCUUACUAUAACAGUCGGGGAGUGUCUCGUGGUGGAUCACGUGGGGCUCGAGGCUUAAUGAACGGUUACAGGGGACCGGCAAAUGGGUUUAGAGGAGGAUAUGAUGGCUACCGUCCUUCAUUUUCCAACACUCCAAAUAGUGGUUACACGCAGCCCCAAUUUAAUGCUCCUCGGGAUUACUCCAACUACCAGCGGGAUGGCUAUCAACAAAACUUCAAGCGUGGCUCUGGACAAAGUGGACCUCGGGGAGCUCCACGAGGUCGUGGUGGGCCGCCAAGACCAAACAGAGGGAUGCCUCAAAUGAAUGCUCAGCAAGUGAAUUAAACAAGUUCACAGGAUUACAUUAAAUGCCAAAAACACACUGGCCAGUGUACUAUACAUGUUACCAGAAGAGUUAUUAUCUAUUUGUUCUCCCUUACAGGAAGUUUGUUGUAAAGGGACUAUUUUCAUUACCCAUAAUGACAGGACUACAGUUGCCAGCUUCAUAUUACCUGGAUAUGGAAAGAAACGAAAUGACGUUUACUCUGCAUGUUCUCUCCUAAGCAUCAUCUUGAGCCUUGCACAUGAGAUUCAGAUUCCUCACCCUUGCUAAGAGUAAAGCAAAAAAAGGCAAUUUUCAGGGUGAUCCAAUCUCCAUGGUUAACUGAAGUGGCAGGAAAAGCAAAGACUCACUUCUGACAUUUAAAAAUGAUGCAACAAUUUUGGAUAAAAUCUACAAAUUCCUUAAGAUUUACUUUGGUGGCAGUUGACAGAAUUUAAUGUUCCCGUGAAGGACAGAAAAAGUGAAGUGUGGCUUGGUAGAGCAACUGCAUUUCGGCUUUUUCUUGUUAAAUUAAAGCACUGAACAGUGAAAGAUGUGUAGUGGUGCAUAUAUCCCUAAAUAGACAAAUAGGCUUAUAGCUGGGUUUUGAUAACCAAGAAUCUCCUUUAGCUACAGCAAUCCCCGUGACCAGGGCCCUGUGUACUGUGGCAAAGGAUAUAAAAUCGCUUGCAUAACUGCUCAUGUAAUUGUAUAAAUUUAAAAACGACAUGAAAAACAACAAAUCUUUGAUUUGGCACUUCAACAAAAUUUUGCAACAAAUGUGAGCUAUAAUCUGGAUGGCCACUGUAUAUUUGAUGUGAAGUAUUUAGAUAUCUCUUUGGAACACAUUUAAGUUUCUUUGAUAGCAAUGACUUUUGUAAGGAUUGGUACUCUCUAUCAUUCCUUAUGACUUGCACAUUGUCUGUCACUAAUACUUGACCUUGCUAUAUUAUCACCUGAAUAACUGAUGCCGGUACUGAUGAAAAUCUCUAAUGGAUAAUCGUAACACUUUUGGUCACAUGUCCUCUUGUCUUUCCUGCAGCCUUGAAGGUUUUAAGAAAUCUCAAAAUGCCCGCUGCUGCUGCCCUUUUAAUUGCUAUCUUUUGAAAAGCACCAGUAUGUGUUUGAAUUGAUUUCCCCUUUUAAGGGAAAUGACAGCCAGCAGUUACAGUUCUAAUGGUAUAAGCAAGACAAAUAAAACAUGUUUAUAAAAAUUGUAUCCUGGAACACUGGUUUUCAACGACUGAAACAAAUUUAAUGUAAUGCGUGAAACUCAAGGUUUUUUUUCCUGAUAGAAUAGACAUAAACCCUCUUACUGCUUUUCUAACUUUAUUCUAAUAGCUGUGACUUGUUCUGGGAAACUUUUUUUUUAUGGACACUUUCCUUUUCAUCAAGGCAGCAAUGUAUAGAAGAAUUAGCAUAAGGCUAGGAGCUGGAAAAUACCAAGUCUUAUUAGAGUUUUACUGCAUACUUGUCAUAUAAUCUUUGGAAAAUCACUUGUGCCUACCUUUUGCGCACAUGCACUCUCUCUGCAGUGGGGAGAAUAUGUUGAUAGCUGCCUCCAUAGAGGUGUUAGUUGUUCUUUUGCAUUCUGUAGCACAUGCAAGUGCUAUAUGUUAAGUAUUGCUCAUCAAAGAAUUCCUACCUGUGGAAAGGUCACAUUAAGGAACAGCUACAUGUUGUUUAAAUGUUAUAUACAAACUUGAAGGUUGUUUUCAUGCAGAAAGUCAUUUCUACUUUGUAUCACAACUGAACUUUCAGAACUUUUAGGCAGAUUUUUUGACUUCAUUGUGAAAUAAUCUGAAACUCCAUAUAGAUAAGUGGUAAUUACGUUUUGACGUUAUGUGUGUGAAGAGCACAAAUGAGAAAUCUGUGUUUACUGAGAAAAGUCAUAAGCUUAUGAAGACAAUAUUACACACCAGACAUCUUGAAACGAUGCUAAUGGCUAGGAGGAGCAGUUUUAGUCAAGGCCUAGAAACAUUCCUUACCAGUGUAAUGUUAGAAACUGCAAUCCAGUGAGAAGUUUCAGUUCUGUGUCUUUUUUAGGAAGCUAUUACUGAGAUAAUAGUCCCAACUGUGGAUUUUUUUUUUUAAACUGGAAAUAUAAAAAGACAAACCUCUUAGUGUUGAACUGAUACAGAAAAACAGUGACUUAUUUUUUUGCAUCAGCUUACUUUUAAAUGGUUGGUAGAACACAAGCUAUUCAGCUUUUUCCGUUGCAUAUGAAAUGCUUCUUCAAUAGCUCAUUAUAGUUUCACAGUAAACUUGCAGCAUACUGAAUUAAAGACGUCUGAAUGGAUGAGAACAUUCCCCUUUAGGGUUUGGGUUGUUUUUAAACAUAACUUAAAUGUAUUAAUAAAACGUGGGUAGUCGUGGGGCCUCUAAUUUGAGGUGUAAGCUUUUCAUGUAUGAAAAUGGUCUUGAGUGUAGCUGUUCUACUGUAUGCUGAUAGAGGGAGAUGUGUUAUAAUAACAACCAUAAAACAAGUAAUUGGGACAUAGUUAAUUCGGGAAUCUGCCCAAACUCCUUUGCUCUCAAUAAAUGCAGCUAAUAGUGUACUGAGAUACUGCCUUGAAUCACAGUAUAGCACAUAGAUCCACUAUCUGGUUUUCAGGCCUAUUUAGGGGAUCUGCGUGUCAGCCUAAUGGUUAAUUGGACCUAUCCAUAGUCUUUUCUGCUAUACUUUCCCCCACUGCAGUGCAGGUGCAGAACUGCGCAUUUUAAAGAAUUAUAUUUAGAUAGAAAAUGGUGAAGAACUCUUUGGUAUCCACCCUCCCUAACUUAGCUCUAGAUCUGAGUUGCAUCCAGAUUGCAAGCACUUCUACAUACCUUUCCUUCUAAAAGACCUUGUUUUGAACAAUGACCAUAACAAGAAGUGAUCAUACUGAGGCAAAAUAGCGGCAGUUCUGGGCUCGUUCUGCUGUAGAGUCUUUUCUGGAUGCCAGGACAUGAACUGCUUUUAGUCUAGUGAGCUGCAGCUUUAGGGUUAGUCAAGCCUGAUGCCUGUGGUUGGAAAAGAGAGAGUGAGCUUAACAAAGCACUAUUCAUAAGCCUGUAUGUAGACACAUCACUUGCGCACCUUAUCUUUGGUGUUUUUAUUUGAUUCUUCUGUGAGUCAGUCUCCUAGGAAUGUAACAGACCAGUUAUGACUGGCUUCUGCAUAUACAACUACGAUGAGGAGAUAGUGUCGGGGUUUUUUUGUGUGUGUGUUUUUUUGUUUUUUUGUUUUUUUUUUUUCUGGAGCUUAUUUGUCUGAUAUUGCUAGGCUGUGAUAACAUGGUAGUAUGUGUUUGAGAACCAACUUUCAGCUUCAGUGUCUUAUUUCCUUUUGUCUGUAAUACAAUAAUACUUGAGUAAAUCAGUCAGAAAUGGCUCUAGAGUAUCCAGAUGUUUCUGUUUAAUGUUACUAUGUCUGGGAAACUCAGAUCCUUCCUAGGUAUCCCUCAACUUUUCAUAUUUAAUUCAAGAAUCAUAAAUUUCUGUCUCACACCUAAUGUCUGUUUUGUCCUAUGUUUUACUUGGAUGUUCUCCUUGUAUACUGGCUCUGUAAAGAAUUGUUCACCAGUACAACUUUCAGAUUUCACUAUAGAGAGUUUUAGACUUAUCCUCUGUUUUCUUUCCAAGAAACUGCCUUGUGUACAGCAAUCUCUAAAAUACUGUAUCAUCCAGACUAGCUGUGAGAGGGAUCUUGACUUCUUGUUAGCCAGUUAUGUAUUCUGCUGGUACUUUCUAACUUUCAGAGAGCUUCAUGACCUUAAGAACUUAUCUUCUAGGAAUGUCCUAUCUACCAUAUUUGCUAGAUAGGCAGAUAUAAUCCAGAUGACUGAUUUAUAGGUCACCUUCAUCCAUGUUGUCUUUGGAGAAUGGGUAUGAGGUCAAGCUUUCCUCUUUCCUCCAAAUGACAUUUGGAGAGGGAAAGGUAUUGAAAUAGUUUAACCCUAGAUGAAUACUGAGACGAUAAAUGAUACUGAGAAGGCAGCAAUUUCAUAUGAUUAGUUAAGCAAGCAGGGCAAAACCUCUGGAAUUCAGCAGAAUAAGAUACAAAACCAAUUGGUCAGAAAAAUCUUGGUCUUCCUAUUCUUUAUUCAAAGUCCUGGCACUGAGCUAGGUAAUUGAGUCUUCUUACCUCUUUGUAAGAAUGGUUACGAGUAGUCAUCUGAGAUGCAGAUGUUUGGGGUCAAUAUAAUGGACAGAGUUGUGCUGUAUUCAGUUUUCUGCCAUCCUGUGUCCUAUAGAUAGAGAGGGUCAUUAGCCAGCCCCAUUAAUGAGGCUAUUAAAAUUACAUCUUAGAAAAUACUGUACUGCACUGUACCCUUUUGCUCAUGAAAAACUGUUCUUGAAGAAGGUGUAUACGAAGUAUCCGAACAGAUACUUGAAGUUACAAAUUUAUAGAUGGGGUCAGGUUGAGGUUAGCAGCUAUAUGAAGAAGACUGUGUUUUAGUCUUGCAAAUCUAUGCACCUGUUUUUACAGUAUUCCCUCUGCAUUGAAUAUAGGUGGGGCUAUAGAGGUUUUUAAUCACUUGAACUGUCACCCAGUAAGUUUUAUGGAUGGGGGUGGGUUGGUAUUCUUUACCACUGAUUGACCUAAAGAUCAGUGCCUCGUGUAAAGAGCAACCAGGAAAUGAUACUGAACAAACUGUUCAUAAGAUUUUCCUUUUGAAUUUAUGAGGAAGUUAAUGUCCUCCCCCCACCCCCUUUUUUUUUAACCUGGGAUAAAAUAUAGGUAUGAUUUUCCUCUGGAACAUCAUUGGAAACUUAUACAUUGCAAGAUUUUGUAGUUUCCUGUAACUGUUUUUUUCUGAAUGACAAAAUUUCUUUAUAAACUCUGACUGUUCCAUCACAGCAACAGUGCCUGAAUGUUUGACCAGUCUCCUCAUAAUCUCAGAUUUCUUGGAUUCAGCUGUAGAAUGAAAUAAGCUUUGACAUUAAACUGAGGAGUUUUCCCAAAGUUAAUGUCAGAUUGACACUCAUGGCAGUCAUGAAUGAGGCUAAUCAUUUAAACUAUGAUUUUGUGCUUCUGUUUGGUCAAAUUGUCUUUGCAGGAGUAGGGAGAGGGGGAAGGGCCUUCAAACUCUCCAGGUUGCAGAUACUGCUUUUCUUUGCAUUCAGAUGUUUUUCAUCCCAAUCAAUACAUUUUCCAAGAGGAAAGCUUUCAUGCUUUUGAUAACCACUGCACCUGGCUGCUUAGGGAUUGACAUUACAUUCAAGUCACCAUUUACCAUUAAAGGGAAAGAAGGCAUCUGCAAUGAUAGCAAGGCUGUAGUGGACUCUUAAAGAAAUUAAUCUUUCUUCCUAUAUGUGAAAGAAAGCCCUGACCCUCAUUUACUUCUAUGAAAACUUAAAGCAGCAUCUUGGAUUUCUGUCUCUAUUUCUACAAAAUUUCAGGAACUGGGCAUUGUUGAAUUUUUGGUGUGCUGUGACAUGAGUUCCAUAAAAACAGGAAUCUCUGAAGCUAAUCCUCUAAAUGGCUUAUCUAAGGGAAGAGGUGCUAUUAAUUAACCACUUUUUUUCUUAGGCUUUUUGAGUAUAAUGAAAUUUAAAAUUUUUGUGGCUCUUUAGAUCAGGCCUUAAUGGAGAGAAGAAAAGCUGUUUUCCAAAAUCCACAUUCUAAACCAAUUUGACCAGUGUUGAAGAGAACUGUACUGGGAAAACUUCCAUCUAAUUUGACAGUUGCGACUCUUGUUCUGAAAUCAAAUUUAUCAGUGUUAGCUGUUGCUAUAUUAUUAUUCCAUUAACUUUAAAAGUUAGGUUGUUAUCCCCUGUCCUCCACCCUGUUUUUUCAUGUUAAUAAAAUAAUCGAAUGGGUGUAUUUACUUGGUUCCAACUAUUUUGGCCGAUUUCUCCUUUCCACAAUAUGUGCUUGAAUACCCAUUAGUGGAUUAAGAGUACACCUGAAACUUUUUUUUUAUAUAUAUUAAGAUAAAUUUUACUGAUUACUCAUUACUCUUAUUAAAUGAAAAUGUAUUUCUUCUCUAAAGCUAUUCAAUUUUAGAAUAAAUUUUAGUAAUGCGUCUACCAUAAAACAAGUCUUCAGAAUUACAUUUUAGUUGUCAGGUUCAAAUUUUCUGAUGGCCUUAAACGUAGCUGUAUAUACGUCUUUGCAGUUUUCGACUCUCCGUUUAAAACAAAUUGGUCCAUGGCUUAUGUAAACACUUGAAAAAUAAAUUAUUUAAAUGCUUUA
Dromaius novaehollandiae (emu) is the source of this 8488-nucleotide messenger RNA. It is a transcript of the gene CAPRIN1, whose product is annotated as cell cycle associated protein 1. Gene Ontology annotation, molecular function: RNA binding. Bases 222 to 2330 code for a protein of 702 amino acids. The record is from RefSeq and is a predicted model, not a curated record. Lineage: Eukaryota; Metazoa; Chordata; Aves; Casuariiformes; Dromaiidae. The transcript is spliced from 19 exons. Gene Ontology annotation, cellular component: cytoplasm.